Molecule: messenger RNA, 1143 nt
Organism: Nyctereutes procyonoides (raccoon dog)
Lineage: Eukaryota; Metazoa; Chordata; Mammalia; Carnivora; Canidae
Gene: ASMT
Product: acetylserotonin O-methyltransferase
Exons: 8
Coding region: 1-1143 (380 amino acids)
Biological process (GO): melatonin biosynthetic process; methylation
Molecular function (GO): acetylserotonin O-methyltransferase activity
Source: RefSeq, a predicted model, not a curated record
AUGAGUUCCCCGGAGGAACAGGCGUUCCGUCUGCUGACCGAGUACUCAAAUGGUUUCAUGGUCUCCCAGGUUCUGUUUGCUGCCUGCGAGCUCGGCGUGUUUGACCUUCUCGCCGAGGCCCCGGAGCCCCUGGGGGCGGCAGCAGUGGCUGCACGGCUGGGCACCAGCUCCCAUGGGACAGAGCUCCUGCUGGACACCUGUGUGUCUCUGAAGCUACUUCAGGUAGAAACUAAAACAGGAAAAGCUUUAUAUCAAAACACAGAGCUCUCCAGCACCUACCUGGUGAGGGCCAGCCCCAAGUGCCAGGGCAACAUGCUGCGGUACCUGGCCAGGACGACGUACCUGUGCUGGGGUCACCUGACCCAGGCCGUGAGGGACGGCAGGAACCAGUAUCUGGAGGCAUUCGGGGUUCCCUCCGACCAGCUCUUCAGCGCAAUCUAUAGGUCCGAGGACGAGCGGCUGCUGUUCAUGCGAGGCCUGCAGGACGUCUGGAGCGUCAGCGGGAGGCCUGUGCUGGGCGCCUUCGACCUGUCCCCGUUCCCGCUCAUCUGUGACAUUCGCCGAUUCGGGGGCUCCUGGGUGACCAUGUGGCCGUCAACACCUGCUGGGGCGCUCGCCGCUCGCAUUUCCCGUCCGCCUGUCACCUUCCGUGUGCGUUUGUUUCCAGGCUGUUCUGGGGCUCUGGCCAAGGAGUGCACGUCUCUGUACCCCGCGUGCCGGGUCGCCGUUUUCGACACGCCCGAAGUGGUGCAGACGGCAGAGAAGCACUUCUCAUUCCCGGAGGCAGCGCGGAUCAGCUUCUGUGAAGGAGAUUUCUUUAAAGACCCGCUUCCGGAGGCGGAUCUGUACCUCCUGGCGAGGGUCCUGCACGACUGGACGGAUGAGCGGUGCUCACGCCUGCUGGCGAGGAUCCAUCGUGCCUGCAAACCAGGCGGCGGCGUCCUGGUCGUUGAGAGCCUCCUGGCCGCGGACGGCCGGGGCCCGCUGACGGCGCAGCUCUACUCGCUGAACAUGCUGGUGCAGACGGAGGGCCGCGAGCGGACCCCCGCCCAGUACCGCGCGCUCCUGGCUGCCGCCGGCUUCCGCCACGUCCAGUGCAGGAGAACCGGGGGCCUGUACGACGCCAUCCUGGCCACGCGCUAG